AUCGUGGUUUCUGUGUGAACAAAAUCCAUUCACCGGAGGCCGUUCUGUUCUUCUUCUUCGUUCCUUUAAUUUCUUUCUCUUUCAAGAGCAUUCCUCACAGGAACGCUUUUCUUCAAGUUUCUUCUCAGCUUCUGGUGAGGAGACCGGCCACUCUGCAACUUCUCUCGCUAAAGAGCUAAUCGCGACUGUUUGGUGAUCAACAAUGACGAUCACACCCAAGAUUUCUAUCAACGAUGGCAACUUGGUGGUUCAUGGGAAGACCAUACUGACUGGCGUGCCUGACAACAUUGUGCUGACUCCAGGAUCAGGCCUUGGACUCGUUGCUGGCGCAUUCAUUGGUGCCACUGCUUCCAACAGUAAAAGUCUGCACGUUUUCCCUGUGGGUGUGUUAGAGGGUCAGCGCUUCCUGUGUUGUUUUCGUUUCACGUUAUGGUGGAUGACACAGAGAAUGGGAACAUCUGGGAGAGACAUCCCUUUUGAGACACAGUUCCUGCUUAUGGAGAGCAAGGGAACCGAAGGGGAGGAUCCUGAUAAUUCAUCGACCAUCUACACUGUCUUCCUUCCUCUUCUUGAAGGCCAAUUCCGUGCUGCCCUGCAGGGCAAUGAAAAGAAUGAGAUGGAGAUUUGCCUCGAGAGCGGAGAUAAUUCUGUUGAGACAAACCAAGGACUUUCUCUUGUCUAUAUGCAUGCUGGGACCAAUCCCUUUGAAGUUAUCAAUCAAGCAGUGAAGGCUGUUGAAAAGCAUAUGCAAACUUUUCUACAUCGAGAGAAGAAAAAGUUACCUUCCUUCCUUGACUGGUUUGGUUGGUGUACUUGGGAUGCUUUUUACACCGAUGUCACCGCUGAGGGUAUUAUGGAAGGUCUCGAAAGCCUAUCAGAGGGAGGGGCACCUCCAAAAUUCUUGAUCAUAGAUGAUGGUUGGCAACAGAUUGAGAGCAAACCAAAGGAUGCUGAUUGUGUUGUACAAGAAGGAGCACAGUUUGCGAGUAGGCUUUCAGGAAUAAAAGAAAACCACAAGUUUCAGAAAAAUGAGAAGAACAAUGAGCAGCAAGUCCCAGGCCUGAAGGUGGUUGUUGAUGAUGCCAAGCAACAGCACAAUGUGAAAUUUGUGUAUGCGUGGCAUGCUUUAGCUGGUUAUUGGGGUGGAGUGAAGCCAGCAGGUCCAGGGCUGGAGCACUAUGAGUCUGCUUUGGCAUACCCAGUCCAGUCACCGGGCAUGUUGGGCAACCAACCAGACAUAGUUGUAGACAGCCUUGCUGUUCAUGGGAUUGGCCUUGUUCAUCCAAAGAAAGUCUUUAAUUUCUAUAACGAGCUUCAUUCCUACUUGGCUUCAUGUGGUAUCGAUGGUGUAAAGGUUGAUGUGCAAAACAUUAUUGAGACCCUCGGUGCUGGUCAUGGUGGUCGAGUUGCGCUUACUCGUAGCUACCAUCAGGCCCUCGAAGCAUCAAUUGCUCGAAACUUUUCCGACAAUGGUUGCAUUGCCUGUAUGUGCCACAACACCGAUGGUCUCUACAGUGCCAAACAGACUGCGGUUAUGAGAGCUUCUAAUGACUAUUACCCUCGUGAUCCUGCCUCCCACACCAUUCAUAUCUCUUCUGUAGCUUACAAUUCUCUUUUCCUUGGAGAGUUCAUGCAGCCUGACUGGGAUAUGUUCCAUAGUUUACAUCCUACAGCAGAGUAUCACGGAGCUGCUCGUGCGAUUGGUGGAUGUGCAAUCUAUGUCAGUGACAAACCAGGCAACCACAACUUUGAGUUGUUGAAGAAGCUAGUCCUUCCUGAUGGAUCAGUUCUUCGUGCACAGUUACCUGGCCGACCGACACAUGACUCUAUGUUCAACGAUCCAGCUAGAGAUGGCACCAGCCUGCUCAAAAUUUGGAAUAUGAACAAGUGUUCUGGUGUUGUUGGAGUAUUCAACUGCCAGGGUGCUGGUUGGUGCAGGAUCACGAAGAAGACUCGCAUUCACGACGAGUCUCCAGGUACCCUCACCACCUCUGUCCGUGCAGCCGAUGUCGAUGCUAUUUCCCAAGUUGCCAGUGCCGAUUGGAAGGGCGAUUCUAUCGUUUAUGCUUAUCGAUCAGGAGAAUUGACUCGAUUGCCAAAAGGUGCCUCGGUUCCAGUGACCCUCAAAGCUCUAGAAUAUGAUCUUUUCCAUAUUUCUCCUCUAAAGGACAUCACCUCAAACAUCUCAUUUGCACCAAUCGGUCUGCUCGACAUGUUCAACAUCGGCGGUGCCAUCGAGCAAGUCGAUGUCCAAGUGAUCGAACCAUUGCUAGAGUUCGACGGUGAAAUUGCCUCCGAGCUAACCGGCUCUCUCCCCAAUGAUCGACCUCCAACAGCCACAAUCACCUUGAAAACUCGAGGUUGUGGAAGGUUUGGUGUAUACUCAUCUCAACGACCUCUAAAAUGCAGUGUGGACAAGACAGAUACCGACUUUGUGUACGACGAGGCAACGGGAUUAGUCACCUUCACCGUCCCUAUCCCAACCGAGGAAAUGUAUAGAUGGAGCAUUGAAAUUCAAGUUUAAGUGAAUGUCUUUGUAUGCUUAAGUUCAUAUUUUGCUAAUGCUACCAUAUCAUUUAAUAAUGGCGUAGGGAGAAGAGAGAGAGAAGGCAAGGAGGAAAUUAUAAUGUGUCCAUGUAAUGAAUAUAUGGUGGAAAUGGUUGUAAUCUAAUUCUCUUUAUGCAAUAAUAAAUCUUUACUCUUUGCUA
This is a messenger RNA of Cucurbita maxima (winter squash), 2708 nucleotides long. Its product is annotated as probable galactinol--sucrose galactosyltransferase 2. Lineage: Eukaryota; Viridiplantae; Streptophyta; Magnoliopsida; Cucurbitales; Cucurbitaceae. The coding region runs from base 203 to 2524 and encodes 773 amino acids. The transcript has 14 exons. Gene Ontology annotation, molecular function: raffinose alpha-galactosidase activity. The record is from RefSeq and is a predicted model, not a curated record.